This is a messenger RNA of Saccharomyces mikatae IFO 1815, 786 nucleotides long. RefSeq lists its product as uncharacterized. The record is from RefSeq and is a predicted model, not a curated record. Lineage: Eukaryota; Fungi; Ascomycota; Saccharomycetes; Saccharomycetales; Saccharomycetaceae. The transcript has a single exon. Bases 1 to 786 code for a protein of 261 amino acids.
AUGCUAGGUUUGGGCCAAUCCGCUCAGGCUUAUUCCAGCAAUGACGAUAUCAAUAUGAACUUGGAAAAGGACAAAGUAGCCGACACCUCACGGCCUAAUAAGCCAAACAACCUUCAAUACCCUCCUCGUGAUACGCGCUUUUCAUCUCAUAAACAGCACUCUGGGAUAUUGCCAAAUGAGUGCCCUGGUCCCACUUUAAAUACAGGUGCUGGCAGCGUUGGCAUACCAGGUUGUGGCAAAGUUAGAAACAAAAAAGUAACUGACAAAGAUAAUAUUACUAGAUCUACUUUGGCAAGUUUUGAUGCUAGCAAUAUGAUCGAGGCAAGAAUGAACAGCAAGAAUAUCCCCGUUGGUUGUCAAGAUACAUCCAUGCCACAUUUCCAUGGUUCUUUUGCUCAGCAUAUACCAGGUGCAGGUUCGCCUCAAAGCGAGCCUCACCAUAUUAGAGCGUGGAACGAUAUUUCUUCCUAUGGUACCGAUAAUAGCGAUCCAAAUAUGAUGCACCCACAGGCUGCUCCUUUAGACAGGUACAACGAACACAUGAUAAGAGAUGAAAAAUUUAACAGUUCUACUUCCUCGUACACCGCCCACGUACGCGGAUCACCAGCAGAUAUUCCAGUUGCCAGCCAGGAUACUGAAGGAAAAAAGAAUUACGAAUAUGGAAUGAAGGACCAAUACACUGUCCCAAGAAACUACGCCAUAGACGAAACCAAUCCUUCGAUGAAUCUUUCAAGUACCGCUGAUCCUGAUAUUUUAAACCUUAAGAAUAAGGUCUUACAUGAGUAG